AUGACGGAUGUUCUUACCGAGUACAAGAAUAAGCUCUCAGAGUUGAGCUUCAACUCGCAGCCCAUCAUAACAGAGUUGACCCAGAAGGCAAAACAGCACCCGGAACUUGCAGACCAAAUAAUGGACUUGGUUUCGGAGCGGAUCUACCAUACCGUUCCCGAGCAGAAGCUUUAUGCGUUGUAUGUGCUCGAUGACAUUUGCAAAGUGAUAGGCAACCCCUACAACAUCUUGAUUGGAGACGAAAUCUACAGCAUCUUUGUCCAUGUGUUUCAGAUGAACAACGACACGAUUCGAGAUAAAAUGGUCCGGUUAUUCAACACUUGGAAAGUGAGCACGUUGAGAAACACAGACAUCUUGACUUUCCCGAAGGAACAGCUCAGCAAGAUUGAGCAGUUUUUGAAAAAGGCCGAGUACCCAAGACCGGUGGUGACCAGUCCGCGACAACGAACACCGGUGGCCAUGGCGGCGGGGGUUCUUCCUCCUCGACCGGGAGUAUCGCUUCAGCAAUCGCUAAUAAACGACAUUGAUCACUUGAUACCGAUAUUUGAAGCCCAGUUGCGCGGCAACAAUAACCGAGAUGCAAAGGUUCACGACAGAUUCAAGGCGUUGAACAAGCUCAAGACCUUGUUGCUGUCGAAGGAGAUGAAACCGGUGGAGUUGGAGGCUAUCAAGACCCACAUUGUCAACAUCCAGGCCCAGACAGUUACUCCUGCCACCACUCCUAUCCCACCACCACACCCACAACCAUCGCCUGCAGCUAUAGUCAACCCUGCCAUGGGGUUAUUCCAAGACUUGAUCUUGUCGGGAUUGGUGAAAAAGGAGCAGGAGCCGAUACCAGGCUCAAAGCCGGUUUACACCUUGAUGUUCCCAGAAGAAAAAUACUCGCGCGAUCAAGGCAUGAUGGAUCUAGACACUUUGGAAGAUAUCUUGCUUCAAAGCAGCUCGAUACCAAGAUCGGAGUAUGACAAGUUAAAGUUUGUCGAAUUGAUGAAUGUGAUGAAGAAAACGGCCGACGGCGACUUGCAGCACUAUAUCAACAGCAACAAGCCUUCGUCUAGCUUAACCGACCUACUUUACGAUGCCAAGCCUUCCAAAUGUUCCAUUUGUGGCAAACGGUUCGCGACCGAUGCCGAGGGCACCACAGGCAAGAGGUUGCAUUUGGAUUGGCAUUUCAGGAUGAACAAGAAACUGAGCGUUAAGGGAGGCAAUAUCCAAUCGCGAAAUUGGUAUCUUGACGACGUAGACUGGGUUCAAUUUGACGAAAAUACAACCGUGCUACAGCGAACUGAUCAGAAGGAAAACUCUUUCCUUGCUGAUGAAGGAGCAGGAGGUGGAGGAGACGGUGUUGGUGCUGGUGCUGGUGCUGGUGCUGCCGGUAACGGCACUGGAGGACAAGCUUCCUACGUUGUUGUUCCUUCAAACGACACCAACAUGAACAACAGAUGCCUCAUUUGUCGAGAACAAGUUCGUGCCAAAUACAACGACGAAAUCGGCGAGUGGGUCUGGAACGAUUGUAUGAGACAGUCGGGAGAGAAAAACCUGCGAAGAAUUGUGCAUGUGAGCUGCUAUAACGACAGGAAAAGAGCCGCUGAUACCGACUUGAACCCAUUCAACAUCAAAAGAGAAAAGAUUUAA
This is a messenger RNA of Lodderomyces beijingensis, 1635 nucleotides long. NCBI's taxonomy places the organism in Eukaryota, Fungi, Ascomycota, Pichiomycetes, Serinales, Debaryomycetaceae. The record is from the annotation of a GenBank genome assembly.